This is a messenger RNA of Maudiozyma saulgeensis, 798 nucleotides long. The record is from the annotation of a GenBank genome assembly. Lineage: Eukaryota; Fungi; Ascomycota; Saccharomycetes; Saccharomycetales; Saccharomycetaceae.
AUGAAGAAUUCAUAUGAGGAAAAAAAGAUUCAAAAGUUUAUAUCUUUAACUGAAUGUACACCUAAGUUAGCCAGGAAGUAUUUACAAAGGAACCAAUGGUAUAUCGAUUAUGCUUUGAAUGAUUUCUAUGAUUCAGAAUUAGGCGGAUUCGUUGAUACUGCACCUAAGGAUAUCAAAUAUCCACAAGAAUUGAUUGAUCUAUUUAAUAAAUAUUCACCUGAUGGGAACGAAAUUGAUGUUGAGGGUAUUAUGGCCUUCAUUGAUGAUUUGGGCUUGAAACUUGAGGAUAUAGUUACAAUAUGCCUAGCUAAGUUACUUGGUUGGAAUAAACUUACAGAUCUAAUCACUAAAGAUCAAUUUCUAUCUAACUGGUACAUGCAAGGUUGUUCACAUAUUAGCGAAAUGAAGACGGUAAUGCAAGACUUGAAGAAUAAACUAGCAACUGACCCAAAGUACCUUACUGAUGUAUAUAAUUUUACUUUUGAUUUAAUCAUAGACGAUGAUGCAAAAAUGUUAGAUCUCAAAACUGCAAUUGAAUACUGGAAAUUAUAUUUCUGUCAGGAUCUUGAGAGAAAGGUCGUACUGGAGAUAGACCCAAAACUGUUAGCCGAUUGGGUCAUAUUUUUGGAGACAGAAAAUCGAAAUGAUAUCACUAAGGAUUGUUGGAAAAUGCUCUUAGAAUUCUUUAGGAAAUAUCCUACUUUGGAUGCCAUAGCUGAAGAUUAUGAUGAAAAUGAUCCUUGGCCAUACAUAUUCGACGAAUUUUAUGAAUACCUUCAAGAAAUAAAGGGAAUUUAA